Molecule: messenger RNA, 1182 nt
Organism: Emys orbicularis (European pond turtle)
Lineage: Eukaryota; Metazoa; Chordata; Testudines; Emydidae
Gene: MEGF8
Product: multiple EGF like domains 8
Exons: 1
Source: RefSeq, a predicted model, not a curated record
UGUGCCAAGUGCCGGGACUCGUUCCAUGGGACGCCGGUCGGGGGACUCCAGUGCUACCGGCUCAUCUCGGUGGAGCAGGAGUUCUGCUUCGACCCCACCUCGCAGAGCAACUGCUUCCACCAGCCCAACCUGCAGCACCUGGCGCGCGGCCGCACCGUGCUCUUCGGCGUGCAGCCCAAGUUCACCAACGUCGACAUCCGCAUCACCGUGGACGUCACCUUCGGCGCCGUCGACCUCUUCGUCUCGCCCGCCUACGAAACUUUCGCCGUGGACGUGGACCGGGCCACGGGGGUGCACGGCGUGCGGGUGCUGGCGCCGGGCGGGGCCGAGGGGGGGGCCAACGGCACGGCCCCGCCCCGGCUGCGGGAGGAGCGCCCCCGCGGGCUCAUCACCUACCUGACGGUGUGGGAGCCGCAGGCCGUGCUGGUGGUGCGGGGCGUGCGGGACCGGGUGGUGGUGACCUACCCCCAUGAGCUGCACGCCCUCAAGUCCAGCCGCUUCUACCUGCUGCUGCUGGGGGUGGGCGCCAGCCCCAACGCCAGCGACUCCCAGGGGCUGCUCUUCUUCCGGCAGGACCAGGCCCACAUCGACCUCUUCGUCUUCUUCUCCGUCUUCUUCUCCUGCUUCUUCCUCUUCCUCUCCGCCUGCGUCCUGCUCUGGAAGGCGAAGCAGUUCCUGGACCUGCGGCACGAGCAGCACCGUCAGCUGCAGGAGAUGACCAAGAUGGCCAGUCGCCCCUUCGCCAAGGUCACCGUCUGCUUCGAGCCGGAGGCCGGGCCCCAGGCCGCCGACCUGGUCUUCCUGCCGGCCCGGCCCCACAAGCCGCCGCCGCUGCCCGCUCCCCCGGCCCUGCCCAGCCGCCUCAAGCCCUACCCCGAGGUCCCCUAUUCUGCCCACUUCCGCCGCUCCGAGCCCUUCCUCUCCCACCUGCUGGGCUACUCCUACUGCAGCUUCCGCGUGGGCCCCGUCACGCUGGAGCCCACGGACGACGGCAUGGCCGGCGUGGCCACCGUGCUGCUCCAGCUGCCCGGCGGCACCCAGGCCCCCAACCGCACCUGCCUGGGCUCCGCCCUGGUCACCCUGCGCCACAACCUGCAGGACUAUUGCAGCGGCAGCCACGGGGCCGGGGGCGCCCGCAAGGGACUGCUGAGCCACGACAACCUCACCAGCAUGUCGCUGUGA